Molecule: messenger RNA, 820 nt
Organism: Nymphaea colorata (pocket water lily)
Lineage: Eukaryota; Viridiplantae; Streptophyta; Magnoliopsida; Nymphaeales; Nymphaeaceae
Product: 40S ribosomal protein S23
Exons: 4
Coding region: 105-533 (142 amino acids)
Biological process (GO): translation
Cellular component (GO): ribosome; cytosolic small ribosomal subunit
Molecular function (GO): structural constituent of ribosome
Source: RefSeq, a predicted model, not a curated record
GGGCUUGCCUCGCGGCGUUCAGUCCCCCCUUGUUAUCCCCCCGCCCUCUCUUUCUCUUCUGCCUCGUCGAAGCGGCGGCUUGCAGCUGAUCAAUCAACAGCAAUAUGGGGAAAACCCGUGGUAUGGGAGCUGGGCGCAAGCUCAAGACACAUAGAAGGAGGCAGAAGUGGGCAGAUAAGUCUUACAAGAAGAGUCAUCUAGGAAACGAGUGGAAGAAACCAUUUGCAGGUUCUUCUCAUGCCAAAGGGAUCGUCCUUGAAAAAAUUGGCAUAGAGGCAAAGCAGCCCAACUCUGCUAUUCGUAAGUGCGCAAGAGUGCAGUUGAUUAAGAAUGGGAAGAAGAUUGCUGCUUUUGUGCCCAAUGAUGGUUGUCUGAAUUACAUUGAAGAAAAUGAUGAAGUUUUGAUUGCUGGUUUUGGAAGGAAGGGGCAUGCCGUGGGAGAUAUUCCCGGAGUAAGGUUCAAGGUGGUUAAGGUAUCUGGUGUUUCACUUUUGGCACUUUUCAAGGAAAAGAAAGAGAAGCCCAGGUCCUGAGUGUCGCGCGCUCGUCUUCUUGCGCAUACCUCUUGCUCCACCCACUUCCCCUCAAUUUUGAAGGACUUCCCUUGGAUGCUGCUAUUUUUCUUUUUAAUUUGUCUGCUAUUAUCCUGAAGGAUGGAUUCUCUAUUUGUAGGAUUCGUCGAUUUACUUGGAUGAGUUUUCUAUUUGUAGGGUCCCAUUUACCUGUUUCUGUGGGUUGGUCUCGCUAUUUUGAACUUAAAAAGUUUAAGAAAUUGCUUGCACCUUUUUUCAAGUUCAAUGCAACUCUAGCGUUUGAUUCA